Triticum dicoccoides is the source of this 781-nucleotide messenger RNA. RefSeq lists its product as uncharacterized. Gene Ontology annotation, biological process: cell fate determination. The transcript has 2 exons. The record is from RefSeq and is a predicted model, not a curated record. NCBI's taxonomy places the organism in Eukaryota, Viridiplantae, Streptophyta, Magnoliopsida, Poales, Poaceae. The coding region runs from base 1 to 396 and encodes 131 amino acids.
AUGGCGUCCAAGACCUGCAUCCUCGUCCUGCUCUUCGUUGCAGCUCUCCAUACCGGGCAUGCUGGUGGCAACCCCGGGCCGUGCCAGCCGGAGGACAUCCGCGUCUCGUCGGUGCUGACGGGGCGGCGGGUCCUGAACGUGCCGCAGCACGAGGUGACGGUGGAGAACCUGUGCUCAUGCCCGCAGAGCGGCGUGGUGAUGUCGUGCAACCUCGGCGAGGUGAAGGCGGUGAUCCUGGACACGACCAAGAUCCGGCUGCUGAACCGGGAGGAUGGGCUGUGCCUCAUCAACAGCGGCUGGCCCAUCUUCAACGGCAAGCCCAUCACCUUCACCUACGCUGCCAAGACGCCGCUCGACUUCACCCUCUAUAACGCCUCGCCGGAAUGCCGGGCGUGAGACACGGUCCAGGCCAAUAUUUUGUUUUUGCGUCGGAGUACUUUCUUUCAUCGAAUGCCCCCAUUUGGCAUGGCAACACCAAAAUGCGCCUGUUCCUUUGUGUGUAUCAUUUCUCAUUGCCUACAUUCUUCAUGUCCCUCCUACGCACCCAAGCAAUUAUUCUGUAGUCCUAUCCAUCCCAAUAAACUGGUAUUGUGGUUGCCUUGAUAUCAUUUACAGGAUGAACUGCUUCUAUACGAUGUUUUUUAUGCACGCAACAGAGUACCUUGUUUUUCAAUGAUUUGAAGACGCUAACCACAUUUGCCACGUCUCGUUUUUUAGGGUUUCGUUUGUCAUGAUGAUGAUCGGAUGGUAUUAAUGCGUAGUUAAAAUUUUGUGAAUUGAG